Staurois parvus is the source of this 357-nucleotide messenger RNA. The record is from the annotation of a GenBank genome assembly. Lineage: Eukaryota; Metazoa; Chordata; Amphibia; Anura; Ranidae.
ACGCAGACUGCUUCUACCAACAUUUGUGAAAGAAUGGGUUGCUCUCAGGAGCUCAGUGAAUUCAAGAGCGGUACCUUGAUAGGUUGCCACCUGUGCAAUAAGUCCAUCCGUGACAUUUCUUUGCUACUAAAUAUUCCACGGUCAACUGUUAGUAGGAUUAUAACAAAGUGGAAGCAACUGGGAACAACAGCAACUCAGCCACCAAGUGAGCGGGGUUAGUGCAUGCUGAAGUGCUCAGUGCUCAGACAUCGCCAACUGUCUGCAGAUUCAAUAGCUAAAGACCUUCAAACUUCAUGUGGCCUUCAGGUUAGCACAACAACAGUGUGUAGAGAGCUUCAUAGAAUGAGUUUCCAUGGC